Parnassius mnemosyne (clouded apollo) is the source of this 1689-nucleotide messenger RNA. The record is from the annotation of a GenBank genome assembly. NCBI's taxonomy places the organism in Eukaryota, Metazoa, Arthropoda, Insecta, Lepidoptera, Papilionidae.
UUGUCAGUUGAUAGAUACCAAAUUAAUCCUCCCAUUGAAAAAUUCUUAUACAACAAGACAGACUGGACAAAAUACAAUGAGCUGUCUAUAACUGCUUUUUCUAAUUUUGAAGUUAAUAAUGAGAAUCCAUUACAGUCAUAUGAUGAAUUUAUUGAAAGGCUUGAUACACUUAGGAGAGAUACUGUGCCAAAGUUUGUCAAAGCAAACAACUAUCGUUGCAAACCUCCAGCACCUUGGUGGAGUGACACAUGUGAACAGAGUGUUAUUAAAACUUAUGAAGCUUUAAAACUGUACAGAAGAGAUCCAACCAUUGAUAAUUACAUUAAUUACAAAAGACUUAAUGCUGUUAAGAAAAAGACUAUUUCAGAACAUAAACGCAAUGGUUGGGCUAACAUCUGUAAUACUUUUAACAGAACUACACCUGUUAGUAUUAUUUGGAAAUACAUCAAGUUAUUUAAACGAAUAAAAUGCAAUAAUAGAACAUAUAAAGACGAAUUUGUAGUCCCUCUUUUAGACAAAUUAUCUCGAAAUGGAUGUAGGGUUAUUGAUAAUCUAGAAAGUUAUUUUCAAAUUAAUAAUAGUCUUCAGAAGUCCAGUUUCCUCAUAGAACCCUUUACUUGGAGUGAGUUUUGUACAAGUUUACAAUCCAGACGAAACACAACCCCUGGUUUAGAUAAUUGUCCAUACAUUUUGAUCAAAAACCUAAAUCAGUCCGUACAAAAGAAAUUAUUAGCUAAUCUUAAUGCUCUUUGGCACUUAAAAAAAAUUCCUGAAUCUUGGAAAACACAGUGUGUAAUCCCUCUACUUAAGCUUGACAAGCCACCUGAAGAUCCUAAUUCAUAUCGUCCUAUAUCUUUGUCAUCUUGUGUUGGAAAGCUUAAUGAAAACAUGAUAAAGAUGCGUCUUGAGUGUUAUGUAGAGGCGAACAACAUCAUUCCACAUGUUCAAUAUGGCUUCCGGAGAGGCAGAAGUUGUGCUGACAGCUUCAUCUCUCUCUUGUCAGAUCUGAAAUAUGCCAAUAAUAAUAAUAAGUCCAGUGUUUGUGUUUUUCUGGAUAUUGAAGGUGCGUUUGAUAAUGUAGAUCCUGGCAUUUUGGUUCAAGUUCUUUCUGACAUUGGUAUACCAGGCAUACUUUGCCAUUGGUUAUUUAAUUUUUUAAUAGAUAGAACUUUGUAUAUAAGGCAUAAUAAUAUUCUCCAUGGUCCCAGAAGGGUCUCCAAAGGUACAAUGCAGGGGGCUACAUUAUCUCCAUUAUUGUACAACAUAUACACUAUACAAAUUCUUAAUUUUCUAAAUAUAGAAGGUGUAAAUAUUUUACAAUUUGCGGAUGAUCUUGUAAUAUAUUGUACAGACCAUAAUGUAGAUAGAGCUGUAAAUAGUAUAAAUAAUGCUUUAGAGCAAUUGUACAUAUAUUAUAAUGACAAGUUGGCUCUACAGAUUAACCCUAACAAAAGCAAGGCCAUGAUUUUUAGUAAAGAUUUUCCCUCUAAUGGCAUACUCUACAAUAAUCAUCCAAUUUCAGUUGUAUCUAACCAUAAAUUCCUGGGUGUUGUCAUUGAUAACAAACUUUGUUUUAAUUUACACAUCAAUCACAUUACAACUAACUCUCUUAAGGGCUUAAAUAUUAUAAGAUGUUUAGCUGGUGUGACUUGGGGUGCAGACCCCAAAGUUUUAAUGGGGAAAUUAUAA